UGGUCCUGAGCCAGUCGGACCAAUAAACAGCAGCAAGAACCAUGACAGGUCUCAACGCUUUAAAAAUGGAUGCUAAUGUAGUAGUUCUUGGGACAGACAGUGUUGGUAAAUCUGCACUGACAGUCCGCUUUUUAAGUAGAAGAUUCAUUGGAGAAUAUGGGAAUAUUGAAUCAAUCUACAGCCACAAUGUUAUCAUGGAUGGAAGGGACAUAACUUUUAACAUCUGGGAUUCGCCAUAUUGUCAGGAACUGUCCAUGGAGACCUCUCCAUAUGAGAAGAGAGUCCAGUGGGCGGACGGUUUUGUCCUGGUCUACAGCAUCUGUGACAGGGCCAGCUUCAACUCUGUCACCAAGCUGAUCCAGUCCAUUAAGGACUACCCGGGCAUGGACAAGGUGCCCAUUGUGAUUGUGGGCAACAAGAGGGACCUGAAUCACAGACGGACAGUCCUCAGUGAGGAGGGCAGACUGCUAGCCCUCACAACAGACUGCCAGUUCUAUGAGGUUUCAGCUGCUGAGAACUACCACAGUGUCCUCAUGGUGUUUCACGGACUAAUAGACAGGGUACGGGAGUCCAAGUCUGCCAUCAAGAAGCAAGCUGGAAUCAAGGGCAUUGUGAAAAGCAUGUCUGCAGUUUUUGCCAGGAGAAGGACGGAUUCGUUGUGAGUCUAUGGCACAGGGAGGAAGACAUUGUAUACUGUAAUCAAUGUAUGCAUGGGUCUGACAUGAGUUGUUGUAUGAUGCCUGUGCUCUGGCAUCAGGACAUGACUUGGUGUGUGCCAAAGGGAUACAGAGACUGCCUUAUGGCUCAGAAACGACAAUGAAGGGCAGAAACAGGGGCAGUUGGCAGUACAGGUGUGGAAAUGGAGACUAGUACCCAAAGUUAUUGCUAGUUGUGGCUGACUGCUGCAGGACAGGACUGACUUGGAGAGAGCACACUGUCCACAGAGAUUGUAGAUCUUGCAUAUUAUUUACAAUGAAACAAUUAAUUGAUGUAACUGUCUAAAAGCUGCUCCUUACACUGAAUACUUUUGCAAAGAAAUGUGAAUGUGAUGGCCAGAGUACAGUGACAUUAUGUGGCCGUCUGGUAAAAGGUGCCAAAGUUAGCUCAUAAAGAGCAAAAUGAUUUUUGAUCAAAUUACUAUUAUCCCAUAAUCAACUAUUGCAGGGCAAGCACUUAAUUACUUUCAUACACAAACAUAACUUUUUUUAAAUCAACGUGAGCACUUUUCAUAUCCAUAUUGUUUGUCACCAAGAUGAGUGACUAGGCUCCUGGAAAUUAAUACAAUUGUAAUGUAGGUCAAGUGAUAAACACUUGAGAUAAGUAUAUGUAUACAUUUAUGUUUAUAUUCCUAUACUGAAAUGAAAUACU
This is a messenger RNA of Coregonus clupeaformis (lake whitefish), 1368 nucleotides long. RefSeq names its product ras-related and estrogen-regulated growth inhibitor-like protein. Gene Ontology annotation, molecular function: GTP binding; GTPase activity. The transcript is spliced from 4 exons. The record is from RefSeq and is a predicted model, not a curated record. Lineage: Eukaryota; Metazoa; Chordata; Actinopteri; Salmoniformes; Salmonidae. Bases 42 to 662 code for a protein of 206 amino acids.